Encephalitozoon romaleae SJ-2008 is the source of this 798-nucleotide messenger RNA. RefSeq names its product M phase inducer phosphatase. Gene Ontology annotation, biological process: positive regulation of G2/M transition of mitotic cell cycle; G2/M transition of mitotic cell cycle; positive regulation of G2/MI transition of meiotic cell cycle. Gene Ontology annotation, molecular function: protein tyrosine phosphatase activity. Lineage: Eukaryota; Fungi; Microsporidia; Unikaryonidae. The coding region runs from base 1 to 798 and encodes 265 amino acids. The record is from RefSeq and is a predicted model, not a curated record. Gene Ontology annotation, cellular component: cytoplasm; nucleus. The transcript has a single exon.
AUGACAAAUAGCUCGGCCUUCACUUCAAGCGACAACGAUCAGUACCCUACGGCAGUAGACCAGAUGCACAUCAAGCCUUUCUAUGAAAUGCUUUGGUCUUCCAGUGAUAACAUCGAGCUUGAGGCUCCUGCAAAUGAUCCUUUUGUUGAUAUUGAUGCUUUUGAUUCGAUUGAAAUGGGACGUCCAGGACUGUUUGUAAAGAAAGGAAAGUUCAGAGAGAAGGGGAUGUGGACGUCUCUGCAUGCGACUCAGAAUCAAAAUAGAGUUUCUUCUGCACCCAUUGUGAGAAGGCAUCUUAUUGAUUUCUGGAAGGACUUCAGCAAUGGUGAGGUGUUCUCACUUCCUACACUUGGACCUGGAAAAAGCGAUAGUAUCCAGAGGAUUUCUGUCGAUGUUACCAAGCAGGUUAUUGAAGGAAUGUAUAACAUCGACUACCUGGUCAUCGACUGUAGGUUCCCAUAUGAAUAUCAAGGAGGACACAUAAUGAAUGCAGUAAACAUAAGCUCUACCAGGGAGCUAGGCCUUCUCUUCAGGAAGCCAAAGGCCUUGAUCUUCCAUUGUGAGUUUUCAUCCAUCAGGGCGCCAAGGCUUGCACAGCACCUCCGGAACAUGGAUAGAAUGAAGAACCCAUAUCCGCUUCUGACCAUUCCUGAAGUGUAUGUGAUGGAGGGUGGAUAUAGGAAGUUUUACAGCAAGUAUCCUGGGCUAUGCGACCCAAAAGGAUAUGUGGCCAUGGACAGCCUUGACUAUAGAGAUUUGUAUAAAAGAAACAAAUUUAGAUCAAAUAAACGAUACUAG